Molecule: messenger RNA, 971 nt
Organism: Cyprinodon tularosa
Lineage: Eukaryota; Metazoa; Chordata; Actinopteri; Cyprinodontiformes; Cyprinodontidae
Gene: arl6ip4
Product: ADP-ribosylation factor-like 6 interacting protein 4
Exons: 5
Coding region: 91-804 (237 amino acids)
Source: RefSeq, a predicted model, not a curated record
UGGAGGCGCGGAAUUUAGAGACGAACAAACUUCCGGCCAGCGCUUCCUGCAGCGAAGCCGCUAUUACUGUAAACAACUUGUGUUUUCGCGAUGAAUCGCAGCAGAUCGUUAGAUAAAGUGACCAGGGAGAAAAAAACAGAGAAAAAGAAACGCAGACGGUCUUCUUCCUCCUCCUCUUCCUCCUCCUCUUCUUCCUCCUCCAGCAGGAGCAGGUCGUCUAAGAAAGCUUCUCAUAAGAAGAAGAAGAAGACAGAUGGCAAAGAGCAACGAAAGAGGCGGAGGACGCGCUCCUCAUCUUCAUCAUCCAGCACAUCUUCAUCUUCCUCCUCCUCGAGUGAUGAGAAGAGAAAAAAGAAGAAGAGCAAAGCAAGAAAGAAAAAAUUGAAGAAGCAGAAGGCAAAGUUAAAGAAACAGAAGAAAAAGGAGAAAAAGAAGCUAAAGAAGGAGAAGAAACAGGAGGCAGAGGCAUUGCAGAGUCCUGCAGUCAAACCUUCAUCAUACCUGGAGCUGAUGCAGAAUAGAGAGGAGGAGGAGGAAGAAGAGGUGGAGCUCGGACCAGUCAUGACUGAUGAGCAGAAGGCCCGGCUCGCCACAAAGAGACCUCUAACUAAGGAGGAGUACGAGGCCAGGCAAAGUGUGAUCCGCAGGGUGGUGGAUCCUGAAACUGGAAGAACCAGGUUGAUGAGAGGAGAAGGAGAGAUCAUCGAGGAGAUAGUGACCAGAGAAAGACACAAAGAGAUCAACAAGCAAGCUACAAUGGGAGACGGGAAUGCCUUCCAGAGGAAACUGGGAAUGAACAGAUAGAAGAUAUAUAAGCUGCUUCUGUGAAUUUUUAAAUCAUUUGGAUUUAUUUUAAUAUGUUGUGAAGAUGUUUACAUUUGUUUGGACUGUUGACAUAUGUUUCUUUAUCUCACAUCACCUUGAAGACAACUGGUAUUAUAAAACACAAUAAAUCUGAUUUAAAUAUUCUA